Messenger RNA from Dendroctonus ponderosae (mountain pine beetle), 2041 nucleotides. Its product is annotated as myogenesis-regulating glycosidase. Lineage: Eukaryota; Metazoa; Arthropoda; Insecta; Coleoptera; Curculionidae. Gene Ontology annotation, molecular function: hydrolase activity, hydrolyzing O-glycosyl compounds. The transcript is spliced from 14 exons. Gene Ontology annotation, biological process: carbohydrate metabolic process. The record is from RefSeq and is a predicted model, not a curated record. Bases 95 to 1999 code for a protein of 634 amino acids.
AUUGUUUAACCGAAUUGAUAAAAUCUUGCACUUCAAAACCCGAUUUUCAUACAUAUAUCAAAGUUGCUGCCUUCAACUUCAGUGAAAGUUAAUCAUGAGGGGAAUGGAGUUUUUUGUCGGCAUUGUUGCUUUGGCCUGCAUUGAAGUAGCGGCUGGGGCACUUUUGCAAGACACGACCGGACUUGUCACAUUGAACUACGAAGCAUCUGAAGAUGGAAUCACUUUGGAAUUAAUCAGAGGAGAGAAAACAACCCUUCGUGGGACGAUUGGCAAAGGCCGAAACCUUCAGGAUGUCUCUUGCAUUGGAAGUUCUUUAUGCAAACUAAGCGACAACGAAAUACUAUCAAUUACCCCGAUCCAGCAUGGGUUUAACGUUACAUGGGUCAAAGAUGAUCCCACUGAGGUGUUUGAGGACUGUUAUGAAUUGGAUUCCGGAUCCACCAACUGGUUUGGAGGACCGCAAAGGUGGCACCAAGUGUGGCCUUUAGAAAAAAUGACCAUCGAUGGUAGCGAGCCUUAUGUCAUUAAGAAAAGCGAUAACUUUGGGGUGGCUGAAAGAUACUGGCUGAAUUCCAAUGGAGUAUACAUCUGGUUGACGGACGUUACUCCUCUUUGGGUGGACCAAAACAACAAUAAUCCGGGCCAAGUGUGCUUUAGGGCGGAGGCUAAGAGUCCCUACAUCAAUAGAGAGAGAGUCCUGCUCGCUUAUGUUAUUGCAUCUAUGGAUGAUCCUAAAGUUGCGCAUUUGAAUGCUAUCAACAGUGUUUUGGGCGCACCAGAGGCACAUCCUGGAGAUAAAAUGAUAGAAGAGCCAAUUUGGACUACUUGGGCCAAGUACAAGAAACCCAUUAACGACGAAACUGUUCUGGAAUUCGGAAGAACCAUCCGCAGUCAUGGUUACGAAGGCGGCCAAUUGGAAAUCGACGAUUCUUGGGAGACGUGCUAUGGAUCUCAGCAAUUCACCGAAGAAAAAUUCGCGAAUAUCCAAAACACCGUUAACACAUUACAUGAGGAUGGAUGGAGAGUUAGUCUAUGGAUUCAUCCUUUUGUUAACGACGAUUGCGAAGAAAAUUCCGCUAUUGGAAAGCGUCUAGGCUAUUUUGUGCACAAUCCACAAAAUGAGACCAACGCUGUUUGGUGGAAUAGCGAUUAUGGACACCAAAUCGACUUCACUAAACCGGCGGCUGCACAGUGGUGGUCGGACCGAGUGAAGAGCAUCCAAGAAACCAUUGGUAUGGACAGUUUUAAGUUCGAUGCUGGAGAAGUUGAUUAUGUGAAUCAGCCUGGAGUAUAUGCUGAUGCUGAAUCCAGUCCCAAUGCUCUCACUCAUUCCUACAUUGAAACCUGCGUACAAUUUGGAGAUUUUAUUGAAGUCCGAUCAUCGUUCAGAGGGCAAACAUAUGGCAAAUUCAUCAGGAUGUUGGACAAAGACUCGGUUUGGGGCCUGGAGAAUGGCUUGGCUUCGUUAAUUACCACAUUGCUCCAGUUGAAUAUGAACGGAUAUGUUAUGGUGCUUCCGGACAUGAUUGGAGGAAAUGGAUACCAAGUGCAACCAACUGCUGAUUUAAUCGUCAGGUGGACGCAGGCAAACACUUUUAUGCCAGCCAUGCAAUUCAGCUUCUUGCCCUGGGAUUAUAUAGAUGAUGUGGAGUACGACAUUGAGGGCAUUGUUAAGAAAUGUGCGGAUCUACAUACCGAGUUUGCCCCCUUAAUCAUCAAUGCUAUGGAGAGAAGCAUUUCCGAGGGUUACCCAGUUAAUCCACCCAUUUGGUGGGUGGAUCCUACUGAUACAGUGGCUCUUUCAAUUGAUGACGAGUAUCUCCUCGGUGAGGAAGUUUUGGUGGCGCCAGUCAUUGUGGAAGGUGCAGUUUCAAGGGACAUCUACUUACCGAAAGGACAAUGGAGAGAUGGAAAUGAUGGCGAAGUCUACGAAGGUCCAACCUACCUGAGGGACUAUUAUGCCCCCAUUGAAGUGCUGCCUUACUUUAUCAAGCAAUAGAUUGUUGAAAAACUAGAAAAUAUACACAUAUCUGAAGCUGUU